Messenger RNA from Pseudomyrmex gracilis, 3188 nucleotides. Its product is annotated as protein jim lovell-like. Gene Ontology annotation, molecular function: protein binding; DNA binding. The coding region runs from base 601 to 2409 and encodes 602 amino acids. Gene Ontology annotation, cellular component: nucleus. Gene Ontology annotation, biological process: regulation of transcription by RNA polymerase II. The transcript is spliced from 5 exons. NCBI's taxonomy places the organism in Eukaryota, Metazoa, Arthropoda, Insecta, Hymenoptera, Formicidae. The record is from RefSeq and is a predicted model, not a curated record.
CGCGCGACAUUGCGCGCUUUACGAAGAUGAGGAAAGACGAUGGAUGAUCGAUCGGAUGAGGAGUAGUAGUAGUAGUAGCGGUGGUGGUAGUAGUGCGUCGCGGCGAAUAUCGGGGGAUCCGCUCACGGUCACGCUCUCCGCCCGCUCGCGAUAUAUGAGAUCGGUAUAAUCGAACGCAGAAAACCCGAUACGACCGGUCGUAAAUCGGUAAAUAGGUAGACCGUCGCUUUUGCUCGGCGUUGCGACUCCGGUCUGUCGCUCGCGUCACACACGUUGUCCGUUUUACAACCGGGCGCGAUCUUCGCGAAACGCGGGAUGGAAUGGGUGCGAGAAACGCGCGCGCGGAGAGAGGGAAACGGGAGAAGGGCGAGAGAAUGAAAUGGGAGAGAGAGAUACGUGCUCCUCUCUAUCUCUCUCUCUUUUGAGAGAGAGAGAGAUAGAGAGAGAAGGCGCAGAAAUAAUUACGAACAUCUCUCCGCGAUACGCAAACAAAUCGUACGAGUCCGGGUGCCAAAUCGUGUGCACACGCGCGUUGAAAAAGCAGACACACAAAUUGUAAAAAAAAGAAAAAACAAGAGUAACGACUUGUACACGCGUGCGAUGAUCGGUGACGUAGCGAAUUUUGUAUAUACAAUAGGCGAGAUACUCGGUCGAACCAUACGGAUCGUCGGUCUGCGUCGUCGUCGAGAGGAACGUGACAUCGUGACGACCUCCACGGACGACAUUAGGAGAGGCUUCGCGAUGAAACAGGAGCCGGAGGACGAAGAGGAUUGCUACAUGGACGAGUCGAGCACGCCGCCCACGUCGACCAGGUCACCGUCGCCGCCGCUGCAGCCUCUGAUACCGCCGCCGCUUCCGCCGACACUGGCGUCGUCGUCAUCGCCGCCGACCUCCGGCCGCUCAUCUCAUCACGGGAGCGUUGUGAACCGCGUGCGCUCCCACGCGCGCAGCCUGCGCGCCAUGGCGAAUCCCAGCGCUGUCUGGGCGCACUUCGAUCUGUGCCCUAACGAUCCGCUGCGCGCCCAGUGCCGUAUCUGCGGGGCGAUUGUGGUGCGGGGCGGCGCGAAUCCGCGCCAAUGCGGCACCACGAAUUUACACCGGCAUCUCAGGGUACACCACGGCGGCAGACUGAUCGGUAGACGAUAUCACGUUUUACAGUCAACGUCUCAAAGUAGCUCAACCAGUAAGAUACGAUCUACGCAGACCCUGGUGAGACCGCUUCUUCGUAACAUGACGUCGGCGCUAUUACCUCAGCAACAACAGCAACAACAGCAACCAAAGACUCUUGUAUUAAAAACGAUUCCGCUGAAAGUGAAGCAAGUCGCACCUACCACUAUUAAACUGCCAUCGCGACAAACCACCAAUCAAGAAUCACCUCACAAAAUCGUACAUCAACAGCCUACAGAAGUUUGCUUGAGGUGGAACAGUUACCACAGCAAUAUGCAGAACACCUUCCCGUCGUUAUUGGACACCGAACAGUUCGUUGAUGUUACCCUAGCGUGCGAGGGCCGAUCUCUUAAGUGCCACAAGAUGAUUUUGUCCUCCUGCAGCGACUAUCUCGCGGAUUUGCUACGAGAAAAUCCGUGUCAACAUCCUAUUAUUUUAAUGAAGGACAUGAAGUUCUGGGAGGUGGAGGCGUUGGUGAAGUUCAUGUACCGCGGUGAGGUCAAUGUUGCUCACGACAAACUGCCGCAACUGUUAAAUGCUGCCGAAGCUUUGCAAGUGAAGGGUCUGGCGGGCCCGAGUAUCUCAUCCCAAAACAACAACACGAAAUCGCCUGCAAAAUCGUCUACGUUACUCUUACCUCAGUCGAAGCCAUUGUCGUCUCAACUCGUAGUUCCUAAAGGAAAUAGUACGGAAUCCAAAGAAAACAAAACGUCGCCGAUCAAAGUGUCGCCGACGACACCUUCUAGUCCUAAACGCGCGCAAAAGCGACAACACUGCGAACCCAUCGAGCCAAAACCCUUUACCAAGAUACGUUUACAACGGCCUGUCACUCCGUCGUCGCCGUGCGUGACCGUGAAGAUGGAACCCCUGGACUUGCCUCUCAGUCCGACGGAGAUAUUCUCCGAGGAUAACGAGGACGGCACGGCCUCCUCGGAGUUUGAAAAACUCAUGAGUCUGCACGAGGAGGACGAUCCGGGCGGCGAGGAAGAACUUGACGACGACGAUGACGACGACGACGACGACGACGAGGACGAGAGAUUGCAUUUGUGCGAAUUGCCGGCGCCGCCGGAUCUGAACGACAACGAGGAUCAAAUGGAAUUCGUGCCGACUGAUUUCUUGGAGCAGCAGCAGGAAAUCGUUGAGGAACCGGAAUCGUCAAGUUGUAAAAAGGAAAACGGUAAUAAUAAAGAAGAAUCUCUCGAAUAUACUUCCGUCGACGCCGAAGAUGACGGAGUCGUGUAGGGGGGAAAACGCGCCCACAAAGUUAUUACCUGAUUUUAAUUUCUCUUAACGGACACGAGACGUUCCGAAAGAAUAUAAUACGUAAUUUUGAUUGACGAAAAUAAAAGAAAUUUAUUUUUGGAAUCUAUAUGUCUAUAUAUAUAUAUAUAUAUUUAUGAUAUGUAUAUAUUUUCAGCACACUCGACAUCUCUCUUAUCUCUUUAUCUCCAAGAAAAUUAUCGUUCUUUUACUUACUUGUUAGUUUUAUCGAUAUCUAUACACAAUUGGUAUUAAUCAUACUUUUACAAUAAGUGUUUCUAAAAGAAGAUUGGAUAUGUAUGUUGAAACAUUCUUUUAUCAUUGUGGCAUUUGAGAAGUUUCAGAUAGUACAGCCGGAUCUCUUGUUUUUACGGCUUGUUCUCUCUUUUUACCUUUUCAUUUCCUUUCCAAGAAAAAAGGGCAUUUUUGAAUGCUGAAUACAAUAGGUAAACUCUAGAGCUAUUUCCUCUAGUCCCGUGCGGUGUUUUUCUGCGCGCGCGCGUGUGUGUGUGUGUGUGUGUGCGUGUAUACACAAUGCGUAUAUGAAAAUUAUUUAUUUAUUCGAUAAAUUUCUUUGUGCGUGCGAGUUUUAUGCGGUGCGUGCGUGUGUAUAUAAAUAAGUAAAAAUAUAAACAAUUCCUUGUAAAAUAUAAUACGUAAGUGAAACGUAAGCGCAAAUAUGUAAACGUAUAAGAUAUGAAAAUAAAUAAAUACACAACAGCCCCGAAAAAUGGCAAAAAUUGUGAUGACGAAAAUCCUAG